Messenger RNA from Ambispora gerdemannii, 284 nucleotides. Lineage: Eukaryota; Fungi; Glomeromycota; Glomeromycetes; Archaeosporales; Ambisporaceae. The record is from the annotation of a GenBank genome assembly.
UAGAGACCGGAGAGACCAAAAAUUUACACCGAUGCACAGGCAAUGCUACAUUAACAAGACAAAUCGACCAGCGGCUGCCUUUGAUUCUUGUAAUCAAUGUUACAGGUAUUAGUAUUAUUGAUGAAGGAAUGUAUCUCCAGAACAAAGAUCUACUGGAGAAAAUCAGUUUUUCUUUAGAAGACCAAGCUAUGACACAAAGAUAUCAUCUUACGGGGGUUGCUUUUUGCAAUAACAAUCACCAUAUUGCGGAUGUCCGUUUCGAGAAUACCAAAAAUGCAGGCUGA